This is a messenger RNA of Myripristis murdjan (pinecone soldierfish), 2486 nucleotides long. RefSeq lists its product as uncharacterized. Bases 220 to 2025 code for a protein of 601 amino acids. The transcript has 2 exons. The record is from RefSeq and is a predicted model, not a curated record. Lineage: Eukaryota; Metazoa; Chordata; Actinopteri; Holocentriformes; Holocentridae.
AAUGCUGUCUACAAGCACUGAGUCGUGUCCCCGCUCCCGUCGCACAGAGAUGACGCAGUCGACAGCGUAAGGGGAUAGACGUUACAUGCGUUUAGCCGCUUGUAAACACCGCGUUGCAGUGCGUAAACACCGAUGCGGUGAUACGCAGGACUUUCAGGAAAUAGUAACAAACGCGGACUCUACAGUUUCCCUUCAGUGUUGAUAAGCUAUCUGUGAGCCAUGGCAACUUGUGCCCCUAGAUUCACUUGGUGUGCCUGUCGCAAGCACAAGAUUCCCAUCAAGGACACCCAUGAGCUGUGUCUCCACUGCCUGGGCAUCCAGCACGCCAAGGAGGCUGUCCUGGAGUAUGGCAAAUGCCCCCACUGCGCCAAGAUGGACUGGAGCACUUGUAUCAACCGCCUAACCAAAGUGCAGGAGGUGAUGCACCGUGAAAGCCAGCAGAAGAAGAACACAGAGGCGAUACAGUCUGAAGUUCAGCCCAUGCCUGAGACUACGUCAGCUUCUGUGAGUGAAUCCAAGCCGACGUCGGACCCGGUUGCUUCCAUACCUGCGUCCCAUCUCCCUACAUCCAGCUCAGCCCAUCCAUCCACCAUGCCUGUUAUGUUCACCAUCCUCUCACCGCCCCCGUGUCAAACCGGGACCAGCGGCAGCAUGUCUAAAGGUUUAUUCCUGUCUCAGCUGGCUUUUCAGCAGCCUGCAGACUCCAACCCCACCACGAGCCAGCCAAGUUCACAUGCACUGCCAACAAGCUCCCACAAACGCCACCGUGUCUCCUCUCACCACUCUCGGUGCUCCAGAUGUUCCAAGCGGAGACGUGUUGUACACCAGCGGAGAUGUUCGUCCACGUCCUCUUCAUCCUCUCAGGGCUGGACAUCUGAUGACUCUUAUGUCUCGGGCGCGGGGAGGAGAUCUCAGAGAGGAUCUCGACGUAGGAGCGAGGCAGAGAGGAGGUGUGGGGAGUUGGUGGAAGUCGUGCAGCAGAAGUUAGAAGCCCAGCAGCGGGCUGUGCAGCUACAGUGGGCCCUUCUAGAAAAGCGCAUCGAGGCUCUUGAACGUAGAGGUAGCGAGGCAGCUUCAUCGGUCCACUCCCAAACUGCACACACGUAUACCUCAGCCUUUCCAGCGACUUCGUCUCAAGAACUGCAGACAGACAUUUCUGGUUUGGCAUCAGGGCAGCUGGUGACAGAGUCCACCUCGCAACCCAUCGUCAAGCAGGAGGAGCAGCCGUCCUCUGUCUCCUCUGCCUCCAGAGGGGAAGGGGAAGGAGAUGCUUCUCAGGCGGCUGAAGGCUCCAUCUCCAGUCAGGAUCUGCUCGAAGCCAAGGAGCUGCAGAGCCUCAUUGCACGAGCCGCCAGGUGUCUUGGCAUUGACUUCCCGAGCACAUCGUGUAACCCGUGCAGCCCACCCUCCCCCACCAUGCUGCCAGACUUUGAAAACCUGAUCCAGAGCAGCUGGCAGAAUCCAGCCAGCUCCAAGCCCUACAGGGAAGUCUUCUCCAAGAUGUACAGGCUCAAUGACUGCCAGUCUCCAUCUUACGACCACAUGCCCCAGGUCAGCUGCUUAAUGUCAGCCAUCUUCCAGGCCGCAAAGCCCACAGAGUGCAAGGAGAUCCUGGCACCACCUGAGCAGUGGCAGUUUGCUGAGAUGGUGGUAGAGAAGAUCUACCAAACUUCUGGCAUGCUGGCUAAGACAGCCAACUACCUGCGCUACCUGUCGGACUACCAGAGAAAGCUGCUGGUGGAGAUCACAGAGGACCACCCUGCCCAGCGCUUCGUGGAGGUUCUCAAUGAGCUGAAGCUUAUCGGACACUUCACCUUACAGCUGUCCUCACACCAGGCAGAACUGUCGGGCAGGGUCAUGUCAGCCUCUGUGGCCAUCCGGCGACAGGUGUGGAUGGCCAAAACCAACUACACCGACUCUCUGAAAGCCACAGUGGCUGACCUACCAUUUGUGGUCAGCCAUGCACCGCAGGGUUCCUCGGGGCCCAGCUCCUCAGGAACAGUGUGUAAACAAGAACCGGUAUGAUGGCUAGCUCUGCACUGGGUCGAAAGUUACCACACAUUUGUGCUAAUAUUGGCUAAUUAACUUUUGAAGGUAGGCUUUUCCUGUCGUGUAGACAUAAAUAUCCUCCAGGACUAGUAUGUGCUAAGUAAAUGUUUGGUUUUCCGUGCAAGUGUCUUUUUUUAAACAUGGCAGUUGGAUUAUUCAGAUUUGGUCAUCAUUGCUCUGUGAUGUUGAGUUUUUUUUUUUUUUUAAUUACAUAUGUGAUCCAUUUAACCGGAGUGAAAUUUAUGUGCACCAAGAACUUGUUCUUAAUGAUUUGCCUGGUUAAAUAAAGGUUAAAUAAAUAAAUAAUAAAACAAUAAUUGCAUAACUAUAAGGCCAAAUUCGGUGGCAUCCACUAACAGUGCAUUUUUUUUUUUUUUAUUUUAUUUUAUUUUAUUUUAUUUUUGUUUCAAUAUUUAAUAAAGUUCAACAGGUUCAUA